This is a messenger RNA of Acanthamoeba castellanii str. Neff, 207 nucleotides long. RefSeq lists its product as uncharacterized. NCBI's taxonomy places the organism in Eukaryota, Discosea, Longamoebia, Acanthamoebidae. The coding region runs from base 1 to 207 and encodes 68 amino acids. The record is from RefSeq and is a predicted model, not a curated record. The transcript has 4 exons.
AUGACGGCCCCACCAGGAAGGCCCCAGCACCCUCCUCACCAGGAAUGGAGCCACAUACAUGGGCCGCUACAAAAAGGAUCAUCGCGUGGGCCGGGAGUGGAAGGUGGGGCGGAGGAACAGGCGCCUCAUCUGCCCAGAUGGCCAGGAGUUCAAGAGCAGGUCUGGAUGGCAGAGGAAAAGAUGCAAGUCGGCGACACUCAGGCUUGA